Molecule: messenger RNA, 1142 nt
Organism: Magallana angulata
Lineage: Eukaryota; Metazoa; Mollusca; Bivalvia; Ostreida; Ostreidae
Product: armadillo repeat-containing protein 1-like
Exons: 9
Coding region: 101-931 (276 amino acids)
Source: RefSeq, a predicted model, not a curated record
AUUUUCCUCAUUAACCAAUGAAAACGUUUGUCUGAUUUGUGUACAACUCAAAAAGGUUUAUUUCAUGUGAUUGGCAGUGUCUGUGACAAGGUAUAACAGAAUGGCAUCUGCGGACACAGUUCUAGUUAUGAAAGGGAUGGCUGCUGAUCCAUUGAAAAGGAAGCUUCUUUUAAAGGAUGCUACUUGCAUGGGAGGGCUCAUUAUGGUGUUGUCCAAUCCAGAUCCAAAAAUAGUCAUCUCAGCUCUAGAGACCUUGAUUUUGAUGGCCGACACAAAUGAUCACAGAAGAGUUCUGAGAGAUUUCAUUGGAAUGAUGGAACAGCUAGAGACAAUUAUCAACAGUCAAAAAAAGUGUGAUGCAAGGGUUCACAAUCUUGCGGAGAAGCUAUAUGUGAUGAUAACAGAAACCAGCGAACCUCAGACGCCACUCAAAGAUACCAGCAACUCCGUGCCCAAUUCCAGAAAAAACAGUGCUUGCAAAAACAAAAGCCUCCAAGGUCACAGGACAAGACACAUUACACUACAGAUCAGGGGUCUUCUGGACAAGACAGAUCGGGACGUUUUGAUGCGACUUGUCUUACAAGUUAAAGGAGUAAUAAGUGUGACCUUUGACAUGAACAAGAAACGAUGCUUUCUGCGAGUCAAACCAGAUAUUAAACCAGAGACUGUAGUGCAGGCUGUAGCCAAGUCCAUGACAAUGACAGCUCAACAGGUUGUCAAAGACGAAUAUGGAGCAGAAGUAUUAGUGUCAUUUGGUGCCAAUCCCCAGGAUAUGGACAAAGAGAACACAACUCUCCCCGACUACCUCCCAGAAGAUCCGGACAGUCCGAAAGCAAACAGCCACUCUGUCGCCCGGAUCAAGAAGGAUGAUAACAAAUCCGGCUGGCUUAGCUCUGCAGCAACCUUUAUCACCAACUCAUUCUACUGGUAGUCUGUCCAUAUAUAUUGUUUUGUGCCAACUUUUCAAGAAAGUUUUUAACCAUGAUUUUGUAUGAAAUGAGCGAUGACAGAUGUAUUUUAUGUGUAAUGAUGUAUUGAUUAAACUGUAAAAAAGAGUCGUGAAUGAAACAAGUCAAGAAAUGUUCAUUGUUGAUAAAAAAAUUUAUUGGUUUAUACUAUAAAUUAAAAUUUUAAAACAAUCA